Amyelois transitella is the source of this 2388-nucleotide messenger RNA. It is a transcript of the gene ArgRS, whose product is annotated as arginine--tRNA ligase, cytoplasmic. The record is from RefSeq and is a predicted model, not a curated record. Gene Ontology annotation, biological process: arginyl-tRNA aminoacylation. Gene Ontology annotation, cellular component: cytoplasm. Bases 177 to 2261 code for a protein of 694 amino acids. Lineage: Eukaryota; Metazoa; Arthropoda; Insecta; Lepidoptera; Pyralidae. The transcript has a single exon. Gene Ontology annotation, molecular function: ATP binding; arginine-tRNA ligase activity.
CUCACUGGGUCAACUCACUGGCUGUCAACGUGUAAAAAAAUAUAACCUAAAAUAACUUUUCUACAGAACAGAGCGGCCUGAUGCCAAAAAUAUUAAGAUAGUAUUAAUUAUUUCAAAAAGAAGUGCUUUAAAAGACCACUUUUCAUAUAUUUAAUAAACUUUUACCAGAAACCAUCAUGUCCGAGUCAGAACAGAGGAUAUUGGAGGAAAGAACCAGCGAGGCAGAGAAAGAAGUUAAGGCCAUCGAAGAUGAGUUGGACAGGAUUUCCAAAGGAGACCUCAGCUUUACGGGAGACGCACAGUUGGAGAAGUUGCUUUCUGAAAAUGAAAAACUCAAACAUCGAUUAGCUAUCCUGGAAAAUGCUGUCAAAGAAGAAGGUUCAAAAGGAAAAGCCAAAUCAAACACACAAGCCGAAAGUUCUGAUGAAAUCGUAAAGAAAGUUGCUAAAAAACGUCCUACACUAAUAACUGACAUCAGCUCAGUAGAAGGAAAUAUAUGUAUAUUAGAUGAACUCAAAAAUGUAUUUGAGGCUGCUAUAACAUCUGCUUACCCUGAUCUUGAGGACCCACCAGUAGUCAUAACCCUCUCCGGAAACAAUCCUAAGUUUGGAGACUACCAAUGUAAUUCUGCCUUGGCCAUUUCUCAACUCCUCAAAGCUAAAAGUGUCAAAACCAACCCAAGGGAAGUGGCCAACAACAUUUUAAAUAAGACUCCAACAUCACCCAUUAUUGAAAAGAUUGAAGUUGCUGGAGCAGGUUUCCUCAACAUUUUUAUAAAUAAGAAAUUAGCUGAACACAUUCUGAACUGUAUCCUACGUUUUGGCAUCAAACCUCCACCAGUGAAGAAAGAGAGAGUGAUUGUUGACUUCUCAUCUCCAAACAUUGCAAAGGAAAUGCAUGUGGGUCAUUUACGGUCUACUAUUAUUGGUGAUAGCAUUUGUAGGAUUCUUGAGUUUUUGAAUCAUGAUGUCCUGAGGAUAAAUCAUCUGGGUGACUGGGGCACCCAAUUUGGAAUGCUAAUUGCACAUUUGCAAGAUGAGUUCCCUGAUUUCAAAACACAUUCUCCACCCAUAUCAGAUUUACAAGCAUUUUACAAAGAAUCAAAAAAGCUAUUUGAUACUAAUGAAGAGUUCAAGAAGAGAGCUUAUGCAUGUGUAGUGCAACUACAGUCAGGCAAACCCGACUAUAUUGCAGCGUGGAAACUCAUCUGUGAAGUGUCUCGCCGAGAAUUUCAGAAGAUUUAUGACCGUCUUGAUAUAAAAAUUAUUGACCGUGGAGAAUCCUUCUAUCACAGCAGGAUGCAUAUUAUAGUUAAGGAGUUAAAAGAUAAAGGAUAUUUAGAGGAAGACGAGGGAAGACUGAUCAUGUGGGGAGACCCCGUAAAACGUGAUGGUAUUCCACUGACAGUUGUAAAAUCGGAUGGUGGCUACACCUAUGAUACUUCCGAUAUGGCCACUAUAAAGCAAAAGGUAGAAGAAGAAAAGGGGGAUAGGUUUAUUUAUGUGACUGAUGCAGGACAGAACACACACUUUGUGACCAUUGAGGCAUGUGCAAGGCGUGCUGGUAUUCUCAAAAAGGAUCAAAAAAUUGAAAAUGUUGUAUUUGGAGUGGUGCUUGGUGAAGACAAAAAGAAAUUUAAAACUAGGUCUGGAGACACCAUUAAACUCAUUGCUUUGCUAGAUGAAGGCCUAAAGAGGUCCUUAGACAAGCUGAUUGAGAAGGGCCGUGAUAAAGUCCUAAGUCCCGAGGAACUGAAGCAGGCACAGGAAGCUGUGGCUUAUGGCUGCAUCAAGUAUGCAGAUUUGUCACAUAACAGGGUCAAUGAUUAUGUUUUCUCUUUUGAUAAAAUGUUAGAUGAUAAAGGUAACACUGCGGUAUAUUUGUUAUAUGCUUUGACACGAAUCAGGUCCAUUGCCAGGACUGCCCAGAUCUCUCUUGAUACUUUGCUAGAAGAGGCCCAGAAAUCUGAUUUCACAUUAUCUCAUGAAGCAGAAUGGAAACUUGCCAAGGUGCUGUUGCGAUUCCCAGAGGUCAUCCUGAAAGUAUCUAAAGACUUGUACUUACACAGUUUGUGUGAAUAUUUAUAUGAAAUUUCAUCAGCAUUUACUGAGUUUUAUGAUAGAUGCUAUUGUAUUGAGAAAGAUAAGGAAGGGAAAAUUGUCAAAGUUUUCUACAAUAGGUUGAUGUUAUGUGAAGUCACUGCCAGAGUCAUGGAAAAGAGCUUUGAUAUUUUAGGCAUCAAAACAGUGUCCAAAAUGUAAGAAGUUUGAUAACUAACCACUUUUUUAAUGUAACAAUUAUCACAUUAUUUAAAAUAGUAUUAAACUGUGUGUUACUUAUCCAAGUACUAAAAAACAGGAAGUUAUAAUAAUUAAAAAGUAAGUUUUA